Molecule: messenger RNA, 1025 nt
Organism: Prorocentrum cordatum
Lineage: Eukaryota; Dinophyceae; Prorocentrales; Prorocentraceae
Source: the annotation of a GenBank genome assembly
GGCUUCCUGGAGAAGGAGUCGGAGCUCAAGAUGUAUGUGGAUGGCCUCACGAAGGCCAUCGCGGCCAUCGAGCGGGGCGCGAGCGGCGGCGCGCUGCUGCAGAGCGAGGCGGGCAUGGCCCUGCUCCGCAAGGCUGUCGCGGAGAGUUCGGCCACGGAGUUCGACCGCGGCGUCGUGAUGGGAUUCUUGCAGGGCUCCGGAGAGUACGUCCCGAAGAGCGGCGAGGUCACAGGGAUCCUGAAGCAGAUGAAAGACGAUUUCGCAGCCAACCUGAAGGAGGUGCAGGACGCCGAGGCGAAGUCCGUGGCGGUCUUCGAGGAACUCCAGGCCGCGAAGACGAAGCAGAUCAACAUCCUAACCGCCGCCAUCGAGAAGAAGACCGAGCGCAUCGGGACGCUCCAGGUGGAGAUCGUGAGCAUGAAGCAGGAGUUGGAGGCGACGCAGGGCUCCCUGGCGGAGGACGACCUCGAGUUUGCCGCCAACAUCAAGAAGGACUGCGAGAGCAAGUCCUCGGAGUGGGAGGAGAGCGCAAGAAGCUGCGGGCGGAGGAGCUCGUGGCCAUCCACGAGACCAUCAAGAUCUUGUCGGACGAUGACGCCCUGGAGCUGUUCAAGAAGACCCUGCCAUCGCCGAGCUUCGUGCAGAUGGAGGACGCAAGCGGCAUGGCGCUGCGGAAGCGUGCCCUCGCGCUGGUGGAGAGGUCGCGGGCUGGCAAGGCCCCGACCGAGAGGGCGCAGCUGGAUUUCCUGACCAUGGCUCUGCAGGGUCGGGACUUCAGCUUCGCGAAGAUCAUCUCGAUGAUCGACAACAUGGUGAAGCUCCUCGCCGACGAGCAAGCCGAGGACGAGAGCAAGAAGGAGUACUGCUCGAAGUCCAUCGACGACGUGGAGGACGACAAGGGCAAGGAGCUCGUAAAGAGGAUCGGGGACUACCAGGUGUCCCUCGACGACGCCGCCGAGACCAUGGAGGCCCUCAUCAAGGACGUCGACGAGCUCACCAAGGACUUCGGGCAUCGCGGAGCUUGA